Messenger RNA from Zea mays, 1275 nucleotides. RefSeq names its product serine carboxypeptidase 1. The transcript is spliced from 8 exons. Bases 16 to 1275 code for a protein of 419 amino acids. Gene Ontology annotation, biological process: proteolysis. The record is from RefSeq and is a predicted model, not a curated record. NCBI's taxonomy places the organism in Eukaryota, Viridiplantae, Streptophyta, Magnoliopsida, Poales, Poaceae. Gene Ontology annotation, molecular function: serine-type carboxypeptidase activity. Gene Ontology annotation, cellular component: vacuole.
AGUGAGCAGAGCGCCAUGAAGGCAGCCGACAAGAUCACCUCGCUGCCGGGGCAGCCGGACGGCGUCGACUUCGACCAGUACGCCGGGUACGUGACCGUCGACGAGACGAAUGGCCGGGCGCUCUUCUACUACUUCGUGGAGGCGCCACAGGACGCCUCGACAAAGCCGCUCCUCCUGUGGCUUAACGGAGGGCCCGGAUGCUCGUCGUUUGGCUACGGAGCAAUGCAAGAACUGGGUCCGUUCCGUGUGAACAGCGACAACAAAACGCUGAGUAGAAACACGAAUGCCUGGAACAAUCUGGCCAAUGUGAUCUUCCUGGAAUCGCCGGCGGGUGUCGGAUUCUCCUACUCCAACACGACCUCCGACUACGACCUCAGUGGAGACCAGAGGACAGCUGACGACGCGUAUUUGUUUUUGGUUAACUGGCUGGAGCGUUUCCCCGAGUACAAGAGCCGUCCCUUCUACAUCUCCGGGGAGAGCUACGCCGGACACUAUAUACCCCAACUUGCUGCCACCGUCCUGAUCCAGAAUUCCUACAACAGCAAGACGGCCAUAAACCUACGGGGAAUCUUGGUUGGAAAUCCACUUCUGGAUUGGAAUAUGAACUUCAAGGGAGCAGUUGACUACUACUGGAGCCAUGGGUUGAUGUCAGACGAGGUCUUUGACAACAUAACCAGGCACUGCAACUAUGACAAUUCAGAUGGUGCGGCAUGCAAUGGCGCUGUGGAUGUGAUAGAUCCUGGACAGAUCGAUCCUUACAACAUAUACGCUCCAAUCUGUGUUGACGCGGCCAACGGAGCAUACUACCCCACUGGCUACCUACCUGGAUAUGAUCCAUGCAGCGAUUACUACACGUAUUCCUACCUCAACGACCCAGCAGUGCAGAACGCUUUCCACGCUAGGAUGACAAGUUGGUCAGGAUGCGCGAACCUGAACUGGACAGAUGCACCGAUCUCCAUGGUGCCGACACUCGCAUGGCUGAUUGAGAAGAAGUUACCGGUCUGGAUUUUUAGCGGCGAUUUUGAUUCGGUGUGCCCGCUUCCCGCCACGAGGCUUUCCAUCAACGAUCUUAAACUUCGCAUCACAACCCCAUGGCGUCCGUGGACAGUAAACAUGGAGGUUGGAGGGUAUGUCCAACAAUACAAGGGAGGAUUCACAUUUGCCUCCGUGAGAGGAGCCGGUCAUAUGGUUCCAUCCUCCCAGCCCGAGAGAGCACUAGUAUUACUGGAUUCCUUCUUCAAAGGGGUGCUCCCACCGUACGUACCGGAGCAGUAA